CGUGCUGCGCGCACUAAUAGGGGCGACGGGAAAACAUCUAAAAGCACUCGCCGUGCGCGCGAGAAGAUCAGUGCUUGUGUGCAACGACGAUGACUUUUCAUUUUUGUUGCGCACCGAGCGUGUAGCCGGAAAAAUAUUGUCGUAAAAACUGGUAAACGAAAAAAGUCGUGCGUAUCGCUUUGGUCUGAGGAUGGCGGUGCGAACGAUGAGUGGACACGUUCGCGUGCGGUCGUCGUUCGACUGUAGCAACCUCAACCAUGAGUUUCCGCAUCAAAAAAGUUCUACGGAUUUCGCGAUACGAGAACGUCAAACCGAUAUAUGAAAACUGCGAUUUCGUAACAACCGGCGCGUUGCAGCGAACUCUCUCGAUAAACUGCGAUAUAGCAGCAACAACUGCAACAACAGCAACAACAACAACAACAGCAACAACAACAACAACAACAACAACAACAACAACAACAACAACAACAGACGGGAAGAUGCAUCGGAUGAGAACGUCGGGAAGGUGGCAGACGCCAUCUCCGCCGCCUCCGCCGCCGCCGCCUCUCCCUCCCGCACCGCCCGCGAGAAACCUUCCGCCGAGAGCGGGCAGCAGCAACAUCCAUCCGCCGACCAGCCUGCAUGCAGAGCUGCUUCUCUCACCAGCUGGCUUCGCCGCUCAGACGCAAGCAGACGCCGCGCAUGCGCAGCAGCACCGACUCUCGCCUCCGCCGCCACCCGCGAAAAACUACAGCGGCGGUUUCGCGCACGACGAGAGAGCGCACGCGCAGAUGGUGCGUCUCUCAAAAUGGCGGCAGCGCGGCGAGAAGGUGCCGACGCGAAACCCGAUGACGUCAGAGGACUCGUGCGGCGACAGUUCUGCGUGCGGCUGCAGCUCGUGUGCGUACGAGUCGUGUGAGGAAUGCUCCGAACAUGACUUUGUACCGCUGGGCAGCAUCCCUGGCAGCCUGGACGCAGCCGUGUUUGCAUUCCGUGACGAACAUCGCCAUGGCAACACGUAUUCCGACGAGGAAGCCGAGCUAGGAUCGUUCGAUCCACGCGCACGAGUAGCAGCCGAUCUGUACGAUCGCGAGCGCCACCUGGCGGAAGAAUUUGAAGUAAACGAUGUGGGACUUUGUUCGGAAGACGGUCGAAAAAAUUGGAUAUUAGGAGAAAAGUUCGAUCCGUAUAAGAGCGCCAAUAGUAAACGAUUCAAUGUGAGGCGAAGUUCGAAGGGAAAGUCGUUCUCUGAACUACAACGCGACAGACACGCCAUGGACAUAGACGACUGGAAAGAUUCGAUAUGUACGGAUUCGAACAAACUAGUUGGCAUUAAGUGUGAGGCGAAGUCAUCUCUGUCUAUUGCUAGCGAACUAAGCGACAUUCAUUUGCAUUCUUCUAACGAAAUCGCGAAACUGGAGGUGAAAACGAACUACACCCAGACGCCAUUUCCUGAGCAGGAUGCGAUAUCUAAGAGAAGGAACAUCCAGAGAAUGUCAGUAAGGCGGACCAAUAAGAAAGGCCCGCCGGACUUUCUAGUAUGGUCUCUGCUGUCGGCUUUACUUUGCUGCACUCCCCUCGGUAUAGCUGCCGUGUUCUACUCGUGCAAGGUACGCAGGCUGAGACAGAAAGGAGACAAGACUGCCGCCUCCAUCGCAGCAAGGAAAACAACACUGCUAAUAUUCUCGAGUGUGCUCAUAGGAUUAUUGAUGCUAGGACUCGGCAUAUUUGCUCUAUUCUACUUCAGCCCCGCUGGAGAGUUAUUAUGGGAAAAGCAGCCGGUCGACUAUAGGUUAAUCGAAGCUGAUUACGGUCGAGAAUACAGCAAUGCGAAGAUCGGAGAAAUCGAAAUCAUUCAAUGAUUCAAGGCACGGCAUAUAUGACUGUCGUGUCCGACAUUAUUGUUCGAGCGUAUAAAUAACAAUUAACAACAUGUCCCCGUUGCUGGAGGGGCGAUUAGUAUUAUAUAUUAUUAUUAUAAUGACUUCACAUGCGUCUAAUAUUGCGUUGAAGUCUAGCUGAAGCUCUGGUGAUGAUUUUUUACCAAUAUAAUAUUUGCUAUGAUAUUCCUACCGUAACGUUUAAGCGCAUUUGGAAUAAUAAUUAUAGGUUCUCUCUCCCCACUCACUUUCGCUAUAUAUAUAUUAUAUAUAAGCAUAUAAGCUCAAUAAUUAGAAUAAAUAAUAAUAAUAAUAAUAAUAAUAAUAAUAAUAAUAAUGAUAAACAAGGCACAGUUUACUAUUAUGUAACAUGAAUUAUGUCUAUGCACGUGAUUUAUAAAAAAAAAUUGUUACCCUUGGUAUAGUUUCUUUGCUUAAUACUUUUAUGCAUGCUAGCCUGCAAAUACAAAAAAUAAUAAAUAUGAAGCCAUCACUCUUUGAUCACUUAUAUAAAAUUCUGAU
Messenger RNA from Priapulus caudatus, 2381 nucleotides. RefSeq lists its product as uncharacterized. Bases 258 to 1841 code for a protein of 527 amino acids. The record is from RefSeq and is a predicted model, not a curated record. NCBI's taxonomy places the organism in Eukaryota, Metazoa, Priapulida, Priapulimorpha, Priapulimorphida, Priapulidae. The transcript has 4 exons. Gene Ontology annotation, cellular component: membrane.